AAAGAUAUAUAUAAUAAGAAUAGAGUUGAGAAAACUUUCGUCUUUUGAUAACUCACAAUUUUUUGAGUGUUUCGAAAAAUUGUAAGUUAAAUAUUAGGGUAAGGGUUUACUCAAAAUUCUGAAAAUUAAAAAUUUUAUUUAAACCCUCUUACUUCCUUCAAUUGCAAACAUACGAAUAAUCGCAUGAUUCAAAGUCGAAUAUUAGAAGACGCUCAUUUUAUCGAAGAUGGACCUUUGGGUCUAUUUAUAUGGAUCACUCAGUACGUUCCGAUACUUCCGAUUUCCAACCAAUCAGAGUAAAUUGAUCUACCUGUUCGUCGGAGUCACGUCCAUUCGAAUGUAAGUAAGGAGUGUAAAAUUUAUUAUAAAUAAUUUUCUGAACAAUUUCGCCAUAAAAUUGGAGCUCGAACGACAUUGAUUACGUGUACUUUAAAUCGGAACUUUGUCUUGUUAUUUCUUAUCAAAAUAAGUUCUUCCGAUAAUUUUCCGAUACAUUUAGUAUUUUAGUUUUAGGUACGAUGCACAAAUGUCGAUGCAGUCGACCUAAAAAUCUUUUAACCGGAAGUGGAAAUCCUUUGUGGAGCGCCUAUAAUUCUUAAAUAAUGAUUAUCAUAAAUUUCAGCUGUUAAGUUGUAUACCGCGCCUCUCCAUUGAUUUACGUAUUUAAUACAAAUUGCGGAGUUAGUUUAUUUACUUUUGGAUCCGAGAGUACGAAUCCGAAGGACAAAUUCGCUCUUCAUUUGACUUUCGUUCACCAUUCGUUUUGCCAGUACACGUUACUUAUCUAUAUAAUGUGAACAACAUCGAAUCAUCCAGAACGUACAGGAUUCCCCUGGGACCUGGACAGAGAUCAGUUGAGAUUCUUCAGAUGUUCUACUUACCGUCAGGCCUCUACUCUUCGAUUUCAACAGUCAAAGAAUAUUUUCAAUAUUCGUGUAAAAAAAAUAAUACAGCACAAAACAGCGACGCGGUGUCUUUCGAUUUCAUACGAAUAAACGGAGGAAUAUUGAAGAGGAAACUUGGAGUAAUCGAGAUUGCAUCAUUUCCCGACAUUGUGUUGUCAGCAGUAAGAAAACCAAGUUACACGAUGGCCAAAUCCGAUAUUAACUUGUUACAAGAGCUGUUAAUAAAGGAAGGAAGUCUGCCCGUUUACUACUUUACGGAGAACAGUAUUGAUGCGAUCCACAAGCAAUUUAUAUGUAAUGUGGUUUGCAAGCAAUUGACAACUUACGGUACAGGGAGCUGCAAAAAGGAGGCCAAGCAUAAUGCCGCGAGGAACAUGCUCGCAAAGUUGUCCGCAAAUAAUAUAAUUUCAUUGCCAACAGAUUAUACUCUAUCUCCAGCUGCAAACGGACUGCAAAGCCCUGCGAAGGCAUCUCCAUCCCCUAAGCAGUCCACUCCUGAACGUAAUUACAUUGGAAUGUUGAACGAGUACUGCCAGCAAAAAAAGAUAUCAACGAAAAACAUUCAGUACGAACUUGUCUACGAUGACGGGCUACCUCAUCUGAAAACAUUCACGAUGGAGGUCAUCAUAGGAUCGGUGCGCGAGAGGGGCAUAGGGAACUGCAAGAAGUCAGCCAAGCAGGAAGCUGCGAGAAAAUUGUUGCUGCGUCUGAAUCCAAGUGCACUCAGCUCAAACGCAGGCAAUGAAAUGAACGUACCGCUUAACGCGAAUAAGAUCGGCGCGCCUAACAAGGAAACGCUUGAGAACGAUAUACGAGAAUUGGGUAUAGGAAUAUUAGAGUACGACAUUAACAAGGAAACCUUACCGGUGGCGGAGUUGUCGGAGAAAGCGAUGUCAUGCUUCCUCGAAAGCUUCAGUCAAAGGUACAACACGGACAAGCGGGACAUCAAUCCCUCCUCGAUCAAGGAUUUUCAUAUUUUGUUCGAGAGAAAUUACUCCAAUAACAUUACAUACUAUGUGAAGCAGAAAAUGCUGCGAAUUAUAAGGGACAAGUGCAUCAAUGAUAUGGACUUGAUGUACGAGAUUAGGCGGGAUAUCGAAAGUAUGUUAAAGGUUAAGAUACAACAGAUCACUGUAAACAGCGCGCCGACGAGCUACAUGGUUUGUUUACGCCUGCUGUCCGUCCCUCGUGUCACGCAAUUCGGCACAGCUGACACCAAAAUUGUAGCCGAGUAUCGUGCCACGUAUAACCUCGUGAUGGCUAUCUCGGUAUUUCUCAAUCUUGCUUCGCAGUUCUGAUAUAAGACUGAUUUUUCAAAAACCAAUA
Messenger RNA from Wasmannia auropunctata (little fire ant), 2231 nucleotides. RefSeq lists its product as uncharacterized. NCBI's taxonomy places the organism in Eukaryota, Metazoa, Arthropoda, Insecta, Hymenoptera, Formicidae. The coding region runs from base 869 to 2203 and encodes 444 amino acids. The transcript has 3 exons. The record is from RefSeq and is a predicted model, not a curated record.